Messenger RNA from Mercenaria mercenaria, 13202 nucleotides. Its product is annotated as ubiquitin thioesterase zranb1-like. NCBI's taxonomy places the organism in Eukaryota, Metazoa, Mollusca, Bivalvia, Venerida, Veneridae. The transcript is spliced from 8 exons. Bases 378 to 2876 code for a protein of 832 amino acids. The record is from RefSeq and is a predicted model, not a curated record. Gene Ontology annotation, molecular function: K63-linked polyubiquitin modification-dependent protein binding; cysteine-type deubiquitinase activity. Gene Ontology annotation, biological process: cytoskeleton organization; cell migration; positive regulation of Wnt signaling pathway. Gene Ontology annotation, cellular component: nucleus; cytoplasm.
AUGAUAUCUUCUUCCCAGCUGGUUCGGAACAGCCGAGUGCACAGUGCUCGUGACGCGAACAGGUCAAAAACUGUUAAAUAAAAAUCAAGACAGUGAAGUGCAAUGUUAAGGUCGUUCUGAGAAAACAACAACAAUACAAGUUACUGUGUAAAUUCCAUUUAGCAUCGUUGGAGACUUCUUCAUGCAUAUUUUUCAAAUGUUUAUGAUAUGCCGCGUAUGCCUUUUCAACAGUGAUCGAACAAUGAGUGUGUUUAACAAGUGACGUGUGUGCAUGCAGUGUUCAUCCUUCCAGGUCAAUUAGGCCAUUCAGGGAGGGUAUCUCUUAGAUAUUUGGUCACGGUAUUUGAGCACACAUUGAGACUUUUUAACAUAUAAAAAUGAGUGACGAGGCAAAGUGGGACUGUUCUCGCUGCACAUACAAGAACUUCCCAGCAUCUAGAAAAUGUGUGUUGUGUCAGGGUCCAAGGCCCUCAAAUGUUAUUUCAGAUCUUGAGAACUCCGAACAAGAUAUUUAUAAAGUAGCAGAGCUGGAGGCUAGAAAUAAUGAGCAAACAGGAUCUCUGGUAGUUAAAUCGCCUGUUCCUGGUAGCUCAGAGUGGACAUGUCGAUAUUGUACUUACAGGAAUCCAAACAGAAGUACUAAGAAAUGUAUCCAGUGUCUCAUGACAAAAGAUUUUAAAAUGACGUUUACUCCAGAAUCAAUAUCAGAGGGAACAAAAUGUUCAGAUGUAGAGCCUUUAACAGUUUCCCCUGGCGAAUCAUCUUCAGCAAGCAGUUCUAAAAUGUUGAUGCUGAAACAGAAAACAAAAUUUGCUUUUGGCAGAACUGUAUCGGCUGUGAUAAAAUGGUCAUGUAAAGCUUGCACAUAUGAGAACUUCCCAAAGGCACUGUCUUGUACUAUGUGUACUACAAGGAGAGAUUGGCCUGCAGAUGGAAAUGAUAGUCCAAGUCCUAAAAGCCAGUUUGAUUUAAAUGAGCUACAAUUGGAAAUAGACGUUGAUUCAAAAAAUCAGGAAAACAUGAAAUCAGGACAAAAUUCACCUAACAGAACAAGUGGUAGUCAGAGAAAUAAUAAAUCUGGACAAAAUUCUCCACAGACCUCAAAUGAGCCGUCAAAUUUAAAUGUAAGUCAAGGUAGUCCAGUGUCGUCAAAUAAUAGAUCUGGUCAGAACUCGCCAAACACUUCAGGGCAAACUUCUCCUAAUAAUAAGUCGUCACCCUCAUCUUCUCAUAGAAAUUUGAGUCAGGAACAUAUAAUUCCUUAUAAUCAGGAUGCUGAGCAAAACACUUCAAAACAGACAUCACCAAAGAACAAUAGAUCUGGUCAGGUUUCACCCCAGGACCCAGGGCAGACUUCUCCAAAUAGUGUAAUACGCGGCUCCCCAGGUAUAGCAAGAGCCUCCAAAAGCAAUAGAAAUCAAAAUCGUGUCAGAAAUGAAGCAUUAUAUAUUCAAGACACUGUAGGUGCAAUAGGAGGUAUGAGGGAUGAUGACAGGCGUGAACGUAGAAUACAAAAACUCAGGAAAAAACUCAGUCGAGAAGAUACAAUAUGGUUAAAUGCUUGUGAAUCUGUUAUUAAAGGUGAUUCUAGUGGUAUAGAGAUUUAUUUGACUUCGGGUGGCGACCCUGCCCGGCAGCUUACUAAAGAUGAAGUAUUGAUACUGGAUCGUCCCAGUGCAUAUGAGAUAGGUCAUACUUUAGUUCACCUUGCGCUGAGGUUUAGACGAGAUGACAUGGUGGCUGUUUUGCUUGCAGCCACGGAUAUUUCAUCAAAGGGAUUUAAACGUUUGCCAUCUUACACUUGCCCAGACCUCUCAUCUGCAAUUAGAAGGGAGAUUUUUGUCAUGUUGAAACAACAUAAAAGAACAUUUUCUUGCUACUUCCUGACAGAUCAUUGUACUUUCACUUUGCCAGCAGGUAUAUGGGAUUUUCCGCCUCAUGUACAGACCCAGUUGUUUGACGAAAUACUGGAUACAGAUGUUGAUAAGGAAUUAACAGAUGAAUGUGUUAUCAACUGGAGUGUUGAACUAACAGAGAAUCUGCGAAGUCGUUUAUAUGCUCUAUGGAACCGAACAGCUGGGGACUGUCUUCUUGAUUCUGUACUCCAAGCAACAUGGGGAAUACUUGACAUAGAUAAUACAUUAAGACGUGCAUUGUCUGAUAGUCUGCUAGAGGCACGCAACAGUUUUUACCCAAAGUGGAAAGAAUAUGAGACAGUUCAGGCACACUUGAUGAACUUCAGCUUGGAUGAGGAUCAGUGGCAGAGAGACUGGGCAGUUUUGCUUAGUUUAGCUAGUCAGCCAGGUGCAAGUUUAGAACAAAUGCAUAUAUUUGCUUUGGCUCACAUACUGAGAAGACCUAUCAUUGUGUAUGGAGUGAAGGUUGUGAAAAGUUUCCGUGGAGAAAGUAUAGAUUUUGCCAGAUUUGAAGGUGUAUACUUGCCGUUGUUAUGGGAGCGAAGUUUCUGCUCCAAAACACCAAUAGCUCUCGGUUAUACAAGAGGUCAUUUCUCGGCUCUUGUACCAAUGGAGAUAGACUCUGGUAUAGCUCUAGCAGGUGCUCAUAUAGACAAUGCUGUUGAAGAACAAGUGUUCUACUUACCACUAGUUGAUCAUGAAGGAUCCUUCCUCCCGAUCCACUUUGUGACAGGAACUGAGCUUGGUCAGGAGGAGACAAUCUUGAGACGCUGGUUUGACUGUUUAGUUACACAGGAGGGACUAUUUGUGGCAAUACAGAAAAUCGAGAAGCGUCCGGCACUUGUUGGUCAGAUGGUUGAAGUGUGGCUGGACCACUACAGACACGAAGCAAAUAAACGAUCUCAGAGAGGAAACACAUCCCAAUACUCCAGUGAGGAUGAGAGUGACCAGGAAGAAUAAUACUCCAGCUGUGGGAACUAGAGUGCACUGUAACAGGCAACAGGAAUUCAUUUUGAUUCACAUUUUCUGCAAUAGGGGCUAUUGUCAUAUGUCUUUUAAAGUACCUGAUGAUAGAUGAUAAAAUAAUGGCAUUUCAUAUGAAAAACAUGUGGCUACAAAACCUGUUCCAUUUGUCUAAAGAAUUUAGUACCAAAAACAAUUUUGUUUAGAGUGUUUUCCACACUAAUUUAAUUAUUAUUUUGGACUACAGUCAAACCGGUCUGUAAAGACCACCCUUGGGAGAGCCAAAAUGUGGUCUUUAUUCACAGGUUAAAAUACACUGUAAAUGUUAAAAAGGGAAACAAAACAUGUGGUGUUUAAAGCCAGGGGGUCUCUGUUCAGAGGUGGUCUUUAACACAAGUUUGACAGUAUUUCAUAAAACAUUUUACUCAAUUUAUGAUACUCUUAAAAAGAUGUCUGUAAAUGAGAACUUUUACAAAUAUUUCCCAUGAAAAGAACAUAUUUGUAUUUUUACAGAGAUUUUGCUAUGAAAAUUACGUACUUGCUUUCAUAAGAAGAGUAAUUGACAAAUUAAACAAGACUUACCUAGUAAGUUGAAGUUUGAUGUUAAUUUUGUUAGUCCCUAUCUACCAGAAUCACAUGAGUGAGCGGAUGCGAUCACGUGACCAGACCCAUCAGACUUUAGCGACAGGCAAAUUAAAUUCGUGACAACACAGUUUUGUAACUAAUGGGAGGGCAUGCUUAUCAAGGGAGGGCAUGUGAUCCUGGUAGAUAGGGACUAACAAAAUUAACAUCAAACUUCAACUUACUAGGUAAGUCUCGUUUAAUUUGUCAGUUUUGUUAUUCCUAUCUACCAAUCAGAAUCGCCAUGAGUUUUUAGAGCAAUUUGUCACAAAUUUUCAUUGAAAAUCCACAAAAUUAUAAAUUUAGUGGAUGCAAAUCUCAAACAAAAACCAAAGUGAUCUGAUCUACUUGUAAUACUGUUACUAUCAUAUAAUCAUAAGUAUAUGGCAAAAACUUGCAAGUAUUUUAAAGAAGAUAACUACAUGUAUGCUAACAAAAUAUAAUUCCAUAUUUCAUUUGUGAGUAAUCCUGUACAGUUUCGGUUUACCAUAAACAUAUGUAUCAAGGGCAUUUAUCAAGCACACUGUGUGCAAAGUCUGUGCUAUUAGUAAUUUCACGUUUAUAAUAUUUCCUAAAUGUACAGUCACUUUUCCAUCCUGCUGUCUGUAGCAGUGUCAAUUGGAAUUUUUGUUGACUCGGCACUAGUAGAAGCACUUCUAGUACUGUGAGAUUUGAACAUUUUCAUGUCAAUCCCCGCCAUUGAUAACACUGUUUUAAUCCAUUUACUAAGUGUUGCUUCAGUGACACAAUAAUGAGGCUUUUGGUAGCUAAUAAACAAACGCAUUUUAUCUCUAUGUAGUUCUUUAGUUUUGUCUAAAUACAUAAUUAUACCAUUUAUUACACAUAGGUUUUUGUCUUUUUUAUAACACUGAAUAUGUAAUUCCGAAAGGUGACUACCAUGUUUACUAGUUUUUAGCAAUUCACCAACAGGAAUUUUUACAUAUUCUUCACAAAUAUCUAUGUUGCGAAUAUCGAUACUAUAAUAUGUCUGCAACCUUUGUCCUGUUGUUAAAGCUAACAACUUAAGUAAUUUAAAACUUAAAAGCUUUAAACUUAAAGAAACAUCAUCAACACCUAGGUGAUUAGAAAUAUAAGCCAGCACUGACGAAACAUCCCAUGUACAAUUGUAGCGUGGCUGUACCGGUUUUUCAUUAAACACACCUUUCAGAAACUGUUUGAUCAUAAUAUGUUGUCCUAUUUGAGUAUUAUUUACAAUAUUUACAAUGCUUGAAAUGAAAUGUUGAGAACAGCGGUGCCACCAGUACUGCAUCGGCUUCGUCUUGCUCUAUUUUCUGCAGAACAUUUCCUAUCACACUGAAAGGAGGGAAAAUGUAAGAAUAAAAAUUGCUCCAGAGAAGUGAAAAUGCAUUUACAGCCAGUGCUUUAAUAUCCGGCGUAUAUGAAACAUAUUGUGGUAUGUGAAAAUUGUAUUUCGAGGCGAACAGAUCUAUAUCACAUUUCCCGAAUACAUCAGUAAUUUUUCGAAAACUAAUAUCUGUAAUCGACCACUCCAUAUCAUCAUUCAUUUUUUGGUCUGCUAAGUGCAUCUGCCCUGGUAUUUAAUUUUCCUGGGAUGUGAUUCACACUAAUCCAAAUUCCUUUAUCAACGCACCAUAGCUACAUUUCUUUGGCUAUCCAGUUUGAUGUCGGAAUCCUGUCUCCCAUUUUUGUAAUAUACUUAAUGGCAGAGGUGUUAUCUAAAAGCAACUGCACAUGCUCAUUAAGACUAUGUUUACAGAAAUGUUUUAGUGCUAAAAAUGCGGCUUUCAGUUCAAGAACAUUAUAUGUUCCUGUCUAUCUACCUCACACCAUUUUCCACUGAAUUGUUGCUUGAAGGUGACGUCAUGCGCACUGUAGCCUGUUAAACUGCUGUCCGAUUCUAUAAUUCUAUUAGGCCUAGAUAAGCAUACGGGCUUGAAAGACUUUUCAGUAUUUGUAACCCACCAAUUUAUGCACUGUUUGUUUUUUUUCAGAAACUGUCAUUUCUUUAUCAAAAUUUCCUUUAUGAUAUUUUAAUUCUACAUCUCCUUGAAUCUCAAGAUAGCGGGGCAUACUGUACACCUGGUUCGCUUGAAACCAUCUUUCCUAUCUAUUUCACAAAUUGUCUUAUUGUAGUAGUAUCUUUUUGAAGAACCGUAUGACACUCUUAUAUCAUAUUUUGUUUUUUUUUCUGUUAAUGUAACUGUCAUUUCAAAAGAAUUAAUUAGGAAACCUACAAAUUCUAUCACCUGUGUUGGUAAAAAUACUGAUUUUUCAGGAUCUACAGUUAUACCCAAAUCAUCAACUAAAGACGCAGUCCUGUCUACAUUAUUUUGGCACUCUUGAAAUGAAUCCCCUGAUAAUAAUGCGUCGUAAAUGUAUGAACAAUGUAUGAACAAUUAGUGUAACCUUCUUUUCGGAGGGUUUAAAAUACUGGUUUCAUUACCUUAGUAAAUAUACGAGGCGCACUCGAUAAUUCGUUUGGUAAGAGAGCAAACUGAUAAACCUGAUCUCCCCAUUUGAAACAUAAAUAUUUCCUGUCUUGUUUGUUAAUAGGAAUACUGAAAUAUGCGUCCUUGAAAUCUAUUUUUGCGAAAAAAAACCCAGUUUUUCCUCACUAAUUGCAAUGCCGAAUUCAAAGUCUCCAUUUUGAAAUGUUUUUUACAGAUAUGGACAUUUAAUCUAGAUAGAUUCAAUAUUAAUCGAUGAGAACCAUCUGAUUUGGGUCUAUUGAAAAUAUUUGACAAAACUUGGUCAUUUUUCCUUAUCACUUUUUCUAUAACAGCUUUUGCCUCUAACUUUGAUAAUAAAGUGUCAAUUAUCUAUUUUUCUUUACCGGAAAACAUUAUAGGCUUUCUAUCACAUUGUAUACAUGAAGCUGAAUUAAAUUCCAAUUUAUAUCCACACGAAAUGAUACUUGUCACUAGUUAAUUUUUCCCAUUUUUUUGUGAAUAAUGACACUUUACCCCUAUAAAAUUUUCAGGAGUAUUAGCCAAAUAUUAGCCAAUCGUUUACUUACUUCUAUUGUUUGUGAUGUCCUUAGUUCCUUUUCCGACCCUUGUCCCCUUCAUGCCCACACGCUGAUGUUGAUGUACAUGCUGGUGUGCAAGGGCUCUUCUUCCUAAAAAAUCACCUGAGGAAGUACCUGAUGAGGCUGUUCCUUCAUUCCCCACUUUGAUGCACCGGUUUUGGACUGAUGUCGCAUGUUUCCAGUUGUAAUUACUGUCAGAUUUUUUGCUCAGCUUUUGACUAUCCUCAGUCACCUUUAGUCUUUUUUCCAGUUCUUAAUCAUCACCAAAAAGAUGCGUUGGUGACGAAAUUUUCUCCGAGUCAUUACAUAAUGCGACAUACUGUGAGGAAAUGGCAGGCGUGAGCAACCUGCUUCUUUGGGUCGAGAAUUCCCUAUGCGCAUGUGCAAGAAGGUUGAAAGCAUCCAAGGAUAAAUCAAAAAUUUCCUCUGCCUCUUGAUCCCAUGUUUAAUAUUUUGUUCAUUAUACGAAUAAGAGGGGUCAUGCCUUUAGUGAUAUAAUUUUGUGUCCUUUGCAAUGACUUAUCUACCUGUUUCAAUUCCUUCCCGAUGUGUCUAUUACUCCAUAGCACUUUAUUUACUUUCGGAACUUCUAGGAAUGGGCAGUUUUCAGGCAUGUUAUUCUUAUUUAGCAGACCUUGAAUUGUUGACGACUUAAGAUCAACCGGUUCGGAUAAUCCUCUGUUGACAGUAGAAGCCACAACUUUAUGUACCACUGGUCCAUAUUCAGUUUGUUUUGAGAAUUAGAAUUCAACAGCUUUAAUUUCAGGAUCUUUUUUGAUAUUGAAUGACCUGAAUCAGCAUCCAGUUUUUGUUUUAUUGACAUCCGGUUCUUUGUCUGAGUCCAGAUCCGAUGCGUCAUCGUCACAGGAAAUCAUCUCAUACUGACUGACUUCGUCGUCUGAGGAUUCGCUAUGUUCUUUUCUCUGUGUCACAUCAGUUCUUGAGCGGUUGUUUGCCAUGUUAUUUACCACAUUAGUUAAUUUCUCAAUUAUAGAUUGUUGUUGUUUAAAGAGUUCUUUUGUUUCAUUGUACUGAUCGUAUAACAGCCUCAUCAUGUUGUUAUUGUUAUUGUUCUCCGCCAUAUCUAAUCUCGGAUCAUAAUAGGAUCUCUGCGAUCCGUAUCCAGGAAGCCACAUGUUGCCAAGCGUUUCAGUUCUUGUGGUGUUUACUUUUCCAAGUAGACUUCCGGUCAUCUCACUUCUAGUUACAUCACCUUCAACUGUGUUGGCAGCGAAUGAUGUGGCACUUCUGUUCAUGCAGUUGUUAUGCAAUUGCGAAUCUGCCAUUGUAGUUUCAGUGCCUGGCAAUAUGCCAGCAAGCACCCGAAAAAUACCAUGGCGAGACUGACUAAGUGUCUUUCUGUCGUUGAACUAGAGGCCCCGUUAAAGGCUUAUAGACCUGAAGAGGUUCAGAAUCUCCAGCAUUCAGCUCAGUCUGAGUCUGGGACGUAGGGACUGAUUCAGUCCCUUCCGCCAUGGUUCCUGCGAGCCAGCGUAACAUGUUAAGAAAUCCAACACAAUCCUUGAAUACCUAGUCCGACACAGUAUAUGAAAGCACAUAAAAAGAUUCCAUAAAUUGUCAGGAAUAAUUUAAGCCACACAAUGCCUGUUUUUGUUCUGUUAACAGAAAGUAUUUUGAAUUUAUAUCCUAGAUUAAUAAAACGAGAGUAUCUUAUCUCUGAAGGGUCUGGUCACGCGAUCGCGUCCGCCCACUCAUGGUGAUUCUGAUUGUAAGAUAGGGAUAACAAAAUUCACCAUAUUUCUGGGUUGAAAAAAAUCUUUAUUGGAUAAUUUUGUUAAUGUAAUGAUGUAAUACUUGCAAAUGAGGGAAGCUCCUGUUACAGAAUAAGCGAGUCAAGCAUUACUUUCUCCAAAAGGAAGAGAUACACUGAGGGAGAUUUGAUACAGUUGGAUUGUACUGUAUAUGUUUUGUGCAGAUAUGGACUGUAAAUAUUGAAUGUAAGAACAGUUUAUAUAUUUCAUGCUGUUUACUUGUAAACAGGCAAAUGUAUUUUGAUCCCACCAGUUAUUUCAGUUUGGACUUAUGUAUCAGUGUAUUCCAUUUAGAUUUCAUCAUUUCUGUGUUAUAUUUUCUCAGUGAUCCAGCAGCAGGUAUGUUGAUGUAUUAAAAUAGUUAUAUUUUUCAUAUUUCAAGUUGAUAUUACCCUUUGUUGUCAAAUGCUUUUUUCAAAGUUCUGUUAACUUUAACAUUGUUUAAAUUAAUUUAAUUUCUUUUCUGAUUUUACAAUUAAAAAGGGACAUGCACUUGUUUAGCAACAGAUAGAGUUAUGCUACUGAUUAACCCUUAUCAUGCUGGACACGAUUGAUUCUGCCUUUGUGACCAGUGUAGAUCAUGAUCAGCCUGCACAUUUGUGCAGUCUGAUCAAGAUCUGCACUGUUUGCCAGUCAUUCAGUAUCUUUAAACAGUUAAUGGUACUGUCCAAAUUAAAAAAUUGGAAAAGCUCAUUAUAGAAAUUUAGCAGGGUAUGGGUCAAGUGAUAAAUAAGUGUAUAUAGCAUUUUCAGGUAGAAUGUAGCACUCUAAUAUGUCAUAAUCCAUACUUGUCUUCUUGGUGCAAAAAAAGGUUAAGUGUUUUCCUAUGUCAUAGCAGUUACUUGUUUUUUGCACUAAAGUGACAACAUGAAAUACAAAUGGCAUACAUGUUUUGGGUAAUUUUUACUGUGGCAUUUAUUACAUGAACAUGUUUAACCUAUUUAAAUUCUUUGGAUUUCAAUUUUAGAUAUGUUUCCUUUUGUUGCUAUUGACUUUAAAACGAGUGUUGAAACAGUUUCCCUAGUUUUAUGGAAUGCACUCCGCAGCAUUUAUAUUGAUAAUAGAUUGAACAGAGCAGAACAUAUUUGUACUAGUCUAGUUAUUACUCUAGCUGCCUGUAAAAUACAUGCAUGCACUGUAUGUAAAGUGGUUUCUACACAAGGUUAUGCCUGCUAGAUAAACCAUGGCACAGUUAUGGUGACGUGAAUAUUUGAACGAAAAUUAUGUUAUACUAUAGUUACUAGAUGAUUUCAUAUUGACUUUGUUCUCUGAGCAAAGACUGUUGUAGGGGCCAAUCAAACAGUCCAAGGUCAUAUAACAAAGCCAGAUUGAAAUCACCCAAUUAAUGACUAUUUUAUUAUUUAACUUUAUGAUCAUUAUCAUUAAUGUGAAUCAUAAGAGAGAACAAAAGACAAUUUCCAUUUUCAGUUGCAAAAUAAGAGUUUUUAAGAAACCUUUUGAAGAUAAUGCCUGUAAUACAAUUAUACAUUUAUUUCUACCAGGAUUUGUAUCUGUACAUUUUUAGCUCAUCUGAUUUUUUUGAAAAGAAAUGAUGAGUUAUUGUCAUCACUUGAUCAGCGUUGGCGUCGGCGUUGGCGUUGCCUGGUUAAGUUUUAUGUUUAGGUCAGCUUUUCUCCUAAACUAUCAAAGGUAUUGCUUUGAAACUUGGAACACUUGUUUACCAUCAUUAGCUGACCCUGUACACCAAGAAACAUAACUCCAUCCUGCUUUUUGCAAGAAUUAUGGCCCCUUUUGGACUUAGAAAAUAUCAGAUUUCUUGGUUAAGUUUUAUGUUUAGGUCAGGGUUUUUUCCUAAACUAUCAAAGAUAUUGCUUUGAAACUUGCAACUGUUGUUCACCAUCAUAAGCUGACCCUGUGCAGCAAGGAACAUAACUCCAUUCUGCUUUUUGCAAGAAUUAUGGUCCCUUUUGGACUUAGAAAAUAUCAAAUUUUGUGGUUAAGUUUUAUGUUUAGGUCAGCUUUUCUCCUAAACUAUCCAAUGUAUUGUUUUGAAACUUGCAACACUUGAUCACCAUCAGUAGCUGACCCUGUAUUAUUAUUUUUAUUAUUAUACCAGAUUUAUAUAGCGCCCUUUUCAUGAUCAAUUUCACAUUCAAAGGCGCUUUACAUAGUUCAAAUGCAGCCACACAGGGCCAGAGGGACAGAGUGAGACAAAGCCCCCACAACAGAGAGAUCAGAAAUCAGAUACAGGCUUGUCUGGCUAACUUAGCCUAGCUCGUUUCGAAUAGACAGCCUGGUUCUUUAACCUGCCCAGUGUAUAGCACUGAUACACGCAAGGAUUGCCUGGGUUCCUGACCAGUACACCUCUAGUUGGGUGUACAGCAAGAAACAUAACUCAAUCCUGCUUUUUGCAAGAUUUAUGGUCCCUUUUGGACUUAGAAAAUAUCAGAUUUCUUGGUUAAGUUUUAUGUUUAGGUCAACUUUUUCUCUUAAACUAUCAAAGCUAUUGCUUUGAAACUUGCAACACUUGUUCACCAUCAUAAGCUGACCCUGUACAGCAAGAAACAUAACUCCAUCCUGCUUUUUUUGCAAUAAUUAUUGCCCCUUUUGGACUUAGAAAAUCAGUUUUCUUCGAGAGUAUUAUGUUUAAGUCAGCUUUUCUCAUAAACUAUCAAAGCUAUUGCUUUAAAACCUGCAACAGUUUUUCACCAUCAUAAGCAGACGCUGUACAUCAAGAAACAUAACUCUAUCCUGCUUUUUGCAAGAAUGAUGUCCCUUUUUAGACUUUGAAAAUCAUGGGUAGGACAAUAUUUUAAUUAUACAAAAAAAUCAGAUGAGCAUCAGCACCUGCACGGCGGUGCUCUUGUUUGUUGAACAGGUAUAAACUUGUACAUGUUCAUUUAGCAGGUAUAAACUUGUAAACUUGUACAUGUUCAUUUAGCAGGUAUAAACUUGUGAACUUGUACAUGUUUAUUUAGCAGGUAUAAACUUAUUUCAUUUAGCAGGUUUAAAGUUGUGUAUUCUUAUGUGCUUAGACAAAACUGUAGUUUAUUAUUGUAAUUAAAUAUUUGUUAUUUAUUUUUAAAGUGAUGUGUUUUUUGAUUAAAAUUUUAUUGUUAAAUGAUUUAUUUCAUAUGUCAGACUUAUAUUGUUUAAUUAGAUUAAUUUAGAGUGUUUAAACCUGCUUAAACAUUGGUACAACCUGAUAUUUAUGUACCCCUCCCAUGACUUAAGUACUUGCAUCUCAGCACCAUUGAGAAAACGUAUAUUUUUCUGGCCAUUGUUUGUAACUUACAUAAAUUUUUUUGAACUUUCUUAAAUUAUACACAAAUAUGUUUAAAUUCACAGAAGUCCUUCAAUGCUUUUCUGAACAAAGUCAUUAUGCUGGUCAGAACUUUUCUCCCUAUAUAAAAUGUUUUUUCUAUGUCAAAAGAUACAGCUAUAUUAAACUGAUUGUAUGUAAAUGUUCACUCUAUCUGUGAGAGUGUACCUUUGAGUUUUAAUACUGUUGUCUAAAUCUCCCAUUCAGAUUUGUUCACCUCUGUCAAUGUCUACACUUGAUUUAGUUAAGAAUCUUUAAGAAAAGAUAAAAAUCUAAAAGACGUUAAAUAUAAUAAUGGUGUAAAAUAAUAAAGUGAUACUGAAAUGCAGAAAAUUGCAUGUAGGCAGAUAUCCCUAACUUCUCCAAGUUCGGGUAUCUUUUCCAGCUAGCCCAUGUUCAUACUGUCAUUAUAGGUUUUCUUGGUUGUUUUGGCAAGUUUCUUCAUUUAGAGUGGUGAACAGUAAGAAUUAGCUAGCUUUGUUAGUCCCCUACUGGUUGAAAACCAGUUUCGGGGACUAUAGGAAUGCGCUUUUCCGUCAUUCCGUCCGUCCGUCUGUCCGUCCGUCUGUCCGUCCGUCCGUCCGUCUGUCUGUCCGUCCGUCCGCAAUUUCGUGUCCGGUCCAUAACUCUGUCAUCCAUGAAGGGAUUUUAAUAUUACUUGGCACAAAUGUUCCCCAUGAUGAGACGACGUGUCAUGCGCAAAACCCGGACCCCUAGCUCAAAGGUCAAGGUCACAAUUUGAGGUCAAAGGUCAACAGGGCUUUUUUCCUGUCCGGUCCAUAACUCUCCCAUCCAUGAAGGGAUUUUAAUAUUACUUGGCAUAAAUGUUCCCCAUGAUGAGACGACGUGUCAUGCGCAAAACCCGGACCCCUAGCUCAAAGGUCAAGGUCACAGUUGGAGGUCAAAGGUCAACAGGGCUUUUUUCCUGUCCGGUCCAUAACUCUCCCAUCCAUGAAGAGAUUUUAAUAUUACUUGGCACAAAUGUUCCCCAUGAGAAGACGACGUGUCAUGCGCAAAACCUAGACACCUAGCUUAAAGGUCAAGGUCACAAUUUGAGGUCAAAGGUCAACAAGGCUUUUUUCCUGUCCGGUCCAUAACUCUCCCAUCUAUGAAGGGAUUUUAAUAUUACUUGGCACAAAUGUACCUCAUAAUAAGACGAUAUGUCAUGCACAACUUUCAAACCCCUAGCUCAAAGGUCAAGGUCACACUUAGCAGUCAAAUGUUAACAUAGCAUGAACAGGGUCUGUUUCGUGUCCGGUCCAUAACUCUGACAUUCAUUAAGGAAUUUUAAUAUCACUUAGCACAAGUGUUCCCCAUGAUGAGAUGACGUGUCGUGCGCAAAUCCCAGACCCCUAGCUCAAAGGUCAAGGUCACAAUUGGGGGUCAAAGGUCAAUAAGGUUUUUUCCCUGUCCGAUCCAGAACUCUGUCAUCCAUCAAGGGAUUACAAUAUUACUUGGCAUAAAUGUUUCCCAUGAUGAGACGACGUGUCAUGCGCAACACCCAGUACCCUAGCUUAAAGGUCAAGGUCACACUUUGAGAUCAAAGGUCAAGAGGAUUUUUUUCCUGUCCGGUCUAUAACUUUGUCAUGCAAAGCAGGAUUUAGAUAUCAGUUAGCACAAAUAUUCCCCUGGAUGAG